AGAUCUGUCUCAGGAGCUGUAGGAGUGCACCCUCUUGGUUUUAGAGCCACGAUGGCCUCUUACACCGCCUACAGCGGCUAUAGCCAACCCCCCAUGUCUUACAUGCCGGGGACUUACUACCCAGAGAAGCCGGACCAGGCAUAUACAGACUACCAAGACUCCGUGGCUGAGGAAAAAAAGAAACUUGAAAAGAGGAAAAGUCGGAAUGCCAUCUGCUGUGAGGUUGUGGCCCUCGUCAUCGGCUUCAUCGGACUGAUCGGAGUCGCGGCCGUGACCGGCUUGCCCAUGUGGAAAGUAACAGCCUUCAUCGAGGAGAACAUCAUCGUGAUGGAGACUCGCUGGGAGGGCUUGUGGAUGAACUGCUACAGACAAGCCAACAUCAGGAUGCAGUGCAAGGUGUACGACUCCCUGCUGUUUCUGCCCCCGGAUCUGCAGGCCGCCAGGGGUCUGAUGUGCAGCUCCGUGGCUGUGACCACAUUUGCCCUCAUCGUCUCGGCAGUGGGGAUGAAAUGCACUAAAGUGGUGGACCAUCGUGCUCGGACGAAGCACAUCGUGCUCGUGGCCGGAGGCUGUCUCUUCCUCUUGGGUUGCGUGACGACUCUGAUCCCCGUGUCCUGGACCGGACACGUCAUCAUCACAGAUUUCUACAACCCCCUGCUGAUCGACGCCCAGCGCAGGGAGCUCGGGGAGGCUCUCUACAUCGGCUGGGUGACCUCUGCCCUGCUUUUCUCUGCUGGGGUGAUCCUGCUGUGCCGUCACGCUCCGCGUGCCCAGGAAGCGGAGCAGAGGGUCGUGUACAACCCCGGGGGAAGCCUCUACCAGCCCGCUUACACGUACCAGCCAUACUCGUACCAGCCAGGAUACCAACCUGCGUACUCCGCACCCCCACCAGCAUCGGUAGUGUACACACCGAGUCAAUACUAGGCAACUUUGGGACUUGCUAACAUUUGGCUCAUUUUAACAAUUGGACUUAAAUGACUCUGACCUACAGGCCAUCACUGAAACUGGCUCCAGGCUUCCCAGCUUUCUCCAAGUGGGCCUUGUGAAUAAAAGAUGUUCAAAGUAAUUUUGCACUGUGUUUCGAUCAUGAUAAAUUGUGUUGACCUGUUGUAAGCUUCUUUUAAUAUGCUUGAAUAAGUUUAGUCUAAAAAUACAACUUGUAUAUGUUUGUAUCCCUGACUUGGCAGGUUCUGCUCCCACACUUUACAGAUAACAUAAAUGACUGUGACAAAACUUGAGAAAUUUUAAGAUUGUGUUGUAAAUAUAAAUAAUUCUGGAAAAUGAAUUUCUGAAAUGAAAUUCUGGAAAUGUUGACCUAUAUAUA
Messenger RNA from Cololabis saira (Pacific saury), 1324 nucleotides. RefSeq names its product claudin 8.2 (gene cldn8.2). The coding region runs from base 52 to 924 and encodes 290 amino acids. The record is from RefSeq and is a predicted model, not a curated record. Lineage: Eukaryota; Metazoa; Chordata; Actinopteri; Beloniformes; Belonidae. The transcript has a single exon. Gene Ontology annotation, cellular component: plasma membrane; bicellular tight junction. Gene Ontology annotation, molecular function: structural molecule activity. Gene Ontology annotation, biological process: bicellular tight junction assembly; cell adhesion.